Molecule: messenger RNA, 3339 nt
Organism: Drosophila grimshawi
Lineage: Eukaryota; Metazoa; Arthropoda; Insecta; Diptera; Drosophilidae
Gene: Appl
Product: amyloid-beta-like protein
Exons: 12
Coding region: 317-3064 (915 amino acids)
Biological process (GO): axonogenesis; central nervous system development
Cellular component (GO): membrane; neuronal cell body; neuron projection
Molecular function (GO): transition metal ion binding; heparin binding
Source: RefSeq, a predicted model, not a curated record
GCAGUCGUUUGUGAGCGUUCGCAGCGCAAGGUACUCUUCAAGUUUCCUGGCGCAUUUGAACCAUAGGUGUGACUGAACAGCACAAGUUGCAGUUGCAGCCAAGAGGCAAAAGCAAAGUGCUUAAACAAACAAACCGAAACAUAGACACAGUUCAAGUGUAAACGAGUCACAACAACAACAACAACAACAAAAAGAAAAAGAAAAGCCAAAAGCUCAUAAAGAAAAAGAUAAACACCAAACAACAAACAACAAAUUAAGAACCGUUCGAAACUAAACGAGAGCUAAAAAGGCAAACGAAAGCCAAAAAGUUCUCAAAAUGUGCGUCUCGCUGCGUCGUUAUUUGUUGCUGCAGAGCCUUUGGGCCGCCGUCGUCCUUUUUGGCACUGUCCAGGGUGCCUCGCCGCGCUGGGAGCCACAGAUAGCCGUGCUCUGCGAAGCCGGACAAAUCUAUCAGCCGCAAUAUCUAUCUGAGGAGGGUCGCUGGGUAACAGAUCUUAGCAAGAAGACAACGGGCGCCACAUGUUUGCGUGAUAAAAUGGAUUUGCUUGAUUACUGCAAGAAGGCCUACCCAAAUCGAGACAUAACGAACAUUGUGGAAUCAUCGCACUAUCAGAAGAUUGGCGGUUGGUGUCGUCAGGGUGCUCUAAAUGCGGCCAAGUGCAAGGGAGCCCAUCGCUGGAUCAAGCCAUUCCGUUGCCUGGAAGGACCAUUCCAAUCGGACGCGCUGCUGGUGCCCGAGGGCUGCCUCUUCGACCACAUACACAAUGCGUCCCGUUGCUGGCCGUUCGUCAGAUGGAAUCAGACUGGUGCCGCCGCUUGCCAGGAGCGUGGCAUGCAAAUGCGCAGCUUUGCCAUGCUGCUGCCCUGCGGCAUCUCACUCUUCUCUGGCGUCGAAUUCGUAUGCUGCCCCAAGCACUUCAAGACCGAUGAGAUACGUGUAAAGAAGACCGAUAUUCCGGUGAUGCCACCAGCGCAGCUAAACAGCGCCAACGAGGAGCUGAGCUCGAAUGAUGAUGAUGACAGCAAUGAUUCCAACUACUCAAAGGAUGCCAAUGACGAUGAGCUCGACGAUGAGGAUGAUCUGAUGGCCGAUGAUGAGGAGGACGAAAUGGUGGCCGAUGAGGCAGCCGCUGUGGGUGCCACUGGUGCUGCGGCCAGCGAUGCCAACAGUAGCGGCAUGGACGACAUCAAUGCCGAGUACGAGAGUGGUGAGGACAGCGACAACUACGAGGAGGAUGGCGCCGGUUCGGACAGUGAUGUGGCCGGCAUUGCCGAUGCCUGGGAUCCCAAUGGCAGCUCCAGCGGUGCCAAGCCCCCAACCGCAAUCAAAUCGCCCGUCAUAUCCAUGUUCUCAUCCCCGGCAAGCCUAACCGAGCAGGUUGGCAGCAAACCGAUUGCAUUCAAACCCGAAGUUUCCACUGGCACCCCACAACUAUCGGCAGCUGCUGCUGCUGCUGCUGCCGCCGCUGCUGCAACUGCUGCAGCAAAUGCAGGCGUAGCAGUGGGCGCACCACCAUCGACGGCACAACCCACCUCGGAUCCGUACUUCACGCAUUUCGAUCCGCACUACGAGCACCAGAGCUACAAAGAAGCCCAACAGCGCCUUGAGGAAUCGCAUCGCGAGAAGGUCACACGUGUGAUGAAGGACUGGUCUGAUCUGGAGGAGAAGUACCAGGACAUGCGUCUCGCCGAUCCAAAGGCAGCCCAGAGUUUCAAGCAGCGCAUGACGGCACGUUUCCAGACUUCUGUUCAGGCACUCGAGGAAGAAGGCAACGCCGAGAAGCACCAACUGGCGGCCAUGCACCAGCAGCGCGUCCUCGCCCACAUCAACCAGCGCAAGCGUGAGGCCAUGACCUGCUACACCCAGGCCCUAACGGAGCAGCCACCGAAUGCACAUCAUGUGGAGAAGUGUCUGCAGAAGCUGCUGCGUGCACUGCACAAGGAUCGGGCACAUGCCCUGGCCCACUAUCGCCAUCUGCUGAAUUCGGGAGGACCGGGUGGUCUCGAGGCGGCCGCAUCAGAGCGACCACGCACGCUGGAGCGUCUAAUUGAUAUCGAUCGUGCUGUUAACCAAUCGAUGACCAUGCUCAAGCGCUACCCGGAAUUGUCUGCCAAGAUUGCACAGCUGAUGAACGAUUACAUUUUGGCGUUGCGCAGCAAGGAUGACAUACCCGGCUCCUCGCUGGGCAUGAGCGAGGAAGCAGAGGCUGGCAUCCUGGACAAGUAUCGCAUUGAGAUUGAGCGCAAGGUGGCCGAAAAGGAGCGUCUCCGUCUCGCCGAGAAGCAGCGCAAGGAACAACGCGCCGCUGAGCGCGAGAAACUGCGCGAGGAGAAGCUGCGCAUGGAGGCAAAGAAGGUCGAUGACAUGCUCAAGUCGCAGGCGGCCGAGCAACAACAGCAGCAGCAGCAGCAGCAACAGCAGCAAUCCCAGCAGCAGCAGGCCCAGCAACAACAGCAGCAGCAGCAACAGUUGCUGGACAAGAGCAAGGACCUAAAGGGUGCUAGUGGCGUCAACGGCAACGGCAAUGGCAAUGGCAACGGUGAACUGGUAACUGUGCCCAAUCUCCGACUCGACACAACAAAGAGCGAGAAGGAGCUAGUUGAUGCCGAGUAUGCCGAUGCCACGGUCAGCACCAAAGUGCAGACCGUGCUGCCAACGGUAGAUGAUGAUGCUGUGCAGCGUGCGGUGGAGGAUGUGGCCGCCGCAGUUGCCCAUCAGGAGGCUGAGCCGCAGGUGCAGCACUUCAUGACCCAUGAUCUGGGCCACCGUGAAUCGAGCUUCUCGCUGCGUCGCGAAUUUGCGCAUGCGCACGCGGCCAAGGAGGGGCGCAACGUUUACUUCACUCUCUCGUUCGCUGGUAUCGCCCUAAUGGCAGCCGUUUUUGUGGGCGUGGCCGUUGCCAAGUGGCGAACAUCGCGCUCGCCGCACGCGCAGGGCUUCAUUGAAGUGGAUCAGAAUAUGACCACACAUCAACCCAUCGUACAAGAGGAGAAAAUUGUUCCCAAUAUGCAAAUAAAUGGGUACGAGAAUCCUACCUACAAAUAUUUCGAAGUGAAAGAGUAAAUAACUAAGAGCAACACGAGAAUAAUAAGAACAUGAAAACAAGAACAACAAAUGCAUGCACCUAAACAAAGGCAACAACAAUCAGUAAAAAGCAUGGCACGUCAAUAAAACAAAUAAUAAUGAGAAAAGUAAAUGAAAUUAAUAUAAACAAAACUAAAAACAAAAUGAUUUUUUUUCGUCAAAAGGAGCGCAGUUCCGCAACGUACGUGAAAUGUAAUGCAUCUAUAUAUUAAAUUAAACAAAGAAAAAAAAACAAAAAACGGCAAGAAUAUACC